Molecule: messenger RNA, 1885 nt
Organism: Xiphophorus maculatus (southern platyfish)
Lineage: Eukaryota; Metazoa; Chordata; Actinopteri; Cyprinodontiformes; Poeciliidae
Product: tetraspanin-33-like
Exons: 8
Coding region: 242-1372 (376 amino acids)
Cellular component (GO): membrane
Source: RefSeq, a predicted model, not a curated record
UUGAAUUACAAAUGUACUGAAUUACAUUUAGUUUAGUAACUUUUUGAAAAAUAUAAAUGUUGCUACACUUUUUUACGUUAGUUUCAUUUUUGGGUUCUCUGCCCACCUAAGGUUCUAAAAAACGGAACGUUUUAAAAUCACACUAAGGUGCUGCUCCACAUGCAGCCUGCCGGGGGCGCUGUGCUGGCUGGCUGAGCAGGUGUGAAGGAGGAGGAGGAGCAGCUGGAAUGCUGCAGCUGGAAUGCUGCAGCUGGAAUGCCGCAGCAGGUCGACACAAGCCUCGCUGCAGGAUGUUCCUGACAGAAACCAUGAGAGGAUACCGCGGCGUCAAGUACACCUUGUUCUUCUUCUGCUACUGUUUCUGGGUAAGUCCGAGCCGGUCCGGUCCGGUCCAGAUGUCAGCUGGAAGGAGGAAGUAGUUUUGUUUUUCCUGUAUGUCAGUGAGGCGACAGGAAGUCAGGAUGGAGAGAGAUGUGGAGCAGUUCUGGUCACCGGGUCGGGACCAGAACCCGUGACGGCCGGUCAGAGGACUGAAAGUUCUAGGUCACAAACUGAUGGAUUAACGGGAGAACAGCUGCUGGAGGUCGUCAGUGCCGUCCUGAUCGCCGUCGGGAUCUACGCCAAGGUCGCCAAGGAGAAAGAUGUAGUCGACACUCUGACUGUGGAUCCAGCACUGCUGCUGAUUGUCGUCGGAUUGUUGAUGUUCCUCAUCACCUUCCUGGGAUGUUUCGGAGCGCUGCGGAACGCCACCUGCCUGCUGAAGACGUUCCUGUCCAUCCUGGCUGUGGUUCUGGUCCUGCAGGUCGCUGCUGGAGCUGUGACUUACGUUUUUACCGACUUGGUGAUGGAGAGGACGGAGACGCUGAUGAUGAAGGGCGUCGUCCGCUACAGGGAGGAUCAGGACUUGGAGAACGCCGUCGACUUUGUGCAGAAGAAGUUCCAGUGCUGCGGCGUGGAAAACUACAAGGACUGGUCCCGGAACGUCUACUUCGAGUGUUCUGAGAGCAACCCCAGCCUGGAAGUCUGCGGCGUUCCCUUCUCCUGCUGCAUCCACCUGCAGAACCAGACGGUGCUGAACACCAUGUGUGGUUACGGCAUGCAGCAGCAGCAGGAAGCGGCGGCCCGGCAGCACAUCUUCACGGCCGGCUGCCUGCAGCGGAUCGUCCUGUGGGCCCAGAAGAACCUGCUGCUGGUGGCCGGGCUGACGGCCGGUCUGCUGCUGCUGGAGGUGUGCAUGAUGGGUCUGGCCGCAGCGCAGGCGGCCUGGAUCCACCGGGUCCGACGGAGGCAGAAGGUCAGUGAAGGUCGCCAGGCAGAGGAGAGGAAGGAGAGGCUCUGGUUUCCCGCCUUCGCUGACUUCACUGAGGAAUGAUGAUGAUGAUGAUCAGCUUCGUCUCUGCAGGCUGGACUCAGCAGAACCAAACAGAACCAGGUUCUGAGGUUCCUUCUCAUCUCAGAGCUUCAGGACUUUAAAGUGUGACCUUUGACCUGUCGGGGUUCCGGUCUUCUUCAGGCCGCUUCCUCUCUAAUCCCACCUGUUCUGCUAUAAUCUGAGGCGGAUUAGCAGCAGGAUCACCUGCGGCGGCAGCAUGUUGCUGCGGGAGGCGGCCGUCACACGCCUUAUUGGAUUCAUGACCUCAGGGUCGACCGGCGCGCGCGCGUGUGUAGUCAGGAUGCAUGAUGGGAAACCUCGUGUCUCAUUGAUCCUGUAUUUUAUACGAGCCCAUCGCCAUGGAAACGGUUUAUGUAUGAAUACUUGUGGCCUUCUGCUGGAGUUUAUCAGAGAAACCAACCAAAAAAUAAUACAUGGUUCAAAUCUGAAAAGUGUGGUGUGUCCCCAUAAACACUCAGGGCAGUUCUGGUUCUGAAAAUAUAUUAAAUUGUU